AUGGGCAUUAUCUCCAAUCAUUGGAUUGGACCUUACUUUCUCCCGGAUAAUCUAAAUGGGGAAAGUUACGAAAAUUUCCUGAGAGCAGACUUGAGUGAUUUGCUGGAUGAUCUGCCACUCAUACUGAUUAGGGACAUGUGGUUCCAACACGAUGGCUGCCCUGCCCAUUUCAGGAGAAGUGUCAGGGACUGGCUGGACACAAAUUAUCCAAACAAAUGGAUAGGACGAGGUGGGCCGUUGCCAUGGCCAGCAAGAAGUCCGGACCUAACCCCCAUGGAUUUUUAUGUGUGGGGGUGCAUGAAAAGUUUUGUGUACAGCGAGCCGAAUCCAGUUUCGUCUGUGGAAGACUUAAGAGAAAGGAUUGUGGAUGCAGCAAAUAAAAUGAGGACCACGUUGACCACUGGAGUAGUGAAGACUGGUCUUCGUAGAAGGAUGCGACAAUGUAUCAGAAAUAGAGGCAGCCAUGUUGAACAUGAACUGUAG
Molecule: messenger RNA, 483 nt
Organism: Parnassius mnemosyne (clouded apollo)
Lineage: Eukaryota; Metazoa; Arthropoda; Insecta; Lepidoptera; Papilionidae
Source: the annotation of a GenBank genome assembly